Messenger RNA from Orycteropus afer afer, 627 nucleotides. RefSeq names its product catsper channel auxiliary subunit zeta (gene CATSPERZ). The record is from RefSeq and is a predicted model, not a curated record. Lineage: Eukaryota; Metazoa; Chordata; Mammalia; Tubulidentata; Orycteropodidae. Bases 1 to 627 code for a protein of 208 amino acids. The transcript has 5 exons. Gene Ontology annotation, cellular component: sperm principal piece; CatSper complex. Gene Ontology annotation, biological process: sperm capacitation; flagellated sperm motility.
AUGGAAGAAAAGCCGUCUAACGCAUCGAGGAGGUCUUUGGUCCACCACGACUCCAACAAGUCGUUACUGCAGGGCGACAUCCGGAACUUGUGGACCACAGCCACCCUAUCGGAGUUGAACGUGAACCUGCCGCUGUCCCAUGUCUCCGAGUGCUCGGACUUGGAAGGCCGCAGGUCAUCCUACCUCAAGGGCAGCGUCGAUACGGACAACGUCGACUGGGAGUGGGACGGCGGACUGCGCGAGUCUCUGCCGGGUGAUGACAGCUCCCAGCAAGAGCUGGACGAGCGCACCUUGAUGGAGUUGGAGCUGCACCGCAGUCACUCCCUGGGGAGCGUCCCAGAGGGAGGAGACGACGAUGACUCCAGGAUCAAGGCUGAAAGGUCUUCCUCGUCACUCAACGUCUUCAAGCAAACACCUCAUCGAGCCUACUGGGCAGAGCAGCAGAACAGGCUGCCACUGCCUCUGGUGGGACUCAUGGAGAAUGAAGUUCUAGAAAUCCUCACCAAGACCCUUGAGAGCUACCGGUCGGGGAUCGGCCGCAACCACUUCCUGACCAAGCAGCUCCGGAGAAGCAUCGAGGGGCUCAAGAAGCGCCGGAACAAGAUGCUGCAAGUCUCAGUGAACUGA